Molecule: messenger RNA, 333 nt
Organism: Letharia lupina
Lineage: Eukaryota; Fungi; Ascomycota; Lecanoromycetes; Lecanorales; Parmeliaceae
Exons: 2
Coding region: 1-333 (110 amino acids)
Source: RefSeq, a predicted model, not a curated record
AUGAGCUUUGGCUUUAGCAUCGGCGAUAUCAUCGCGGUGUCGCACCUGGCCAACAAGGUCCGCAAGCGCUUGGUGGACUCGUCUGAUCAAUUCAAGGCUGUCUCUGAUAACCUCUCCAAUAUCCAUCGUGACCUUGAAGAAGUCCUACCGGAGCGAGAACUCACGCCUCAGCAACACCAGGAUCGCCAAGAUCACAUCCGAGGAUGCGAGAACGUGCUCAAAGACUUGGACAAGAUCAUGGACAAGUAUCAAACUCUGGAUGCCAAUCUCGCAGGCUUCGGCAACAAAUAUCGAAAACUUUGGAAGAGCUCAUGUUUGAGCCUGAAGGCUUGA